GUUUUGCAGUCGGUGCGUCUAGUUCUAUCGCUGUCCGUGUUCACAAUUCCCUCGUCGUUCGCGUCAACCCUCCCUCCGUGGCAGGGAUCGGUCCUUCGACGUCACCCAGCCUCUCCACCUCGAACUUCGCCAAUAACGAGACACCCAAACAGCUAGCUGACCUCCUCGUCAGUAGACACAUUUCACUUCAAUUCCUGUACCAGCUUAGGAUUAGGCGAGAAUGCCGAAUCUUCGGACGAGGAACCCUUCGCGUUCACUCGCGAACGAAAAUGACGAGAACAGUACAGCACCCACGACACGUAUGACGAGGGCCAAGGCGGCCACUCUCCACGUCGACGAAUUGUCCAUGCCCGCGAAAACCAUGCAGACCAAGAAGACGACAACUUCGACAACCACCGCCGCCACUGCCGCUCGUACUGUCGGUAAGCGGAACGCACUGGGCGAUGUCAGCAAUGUCACCAAGGUCGAAGUUGCGGGAGCGAAGAAAGCGAUUGCGAAGCCCGGCCUAGUUUCGAAGGCGGCCCAGCCGAGUGGUAUCCAGAAGAAGACCACGACUGCUACGAGCCGUACUGCGACUACCGCCCGCCGUGCGUUAUCCAACAAAGAGCCCAACAAGACCAGUGCCGGUGCUGGCACCAUUCCCGCCAAGCGCAAGCUUCCUCCGUCCACAUCUAAGCUCGCCCCCACCAAGGAAUCAGCACCCGUUGAAAGUGAGCCGACCCGUAAGAAGCUCCACGUCGAAGAGCCCGAGAAGAAGAAGGUUAUCAAGACUGAGGCCAAGGGAAACGAUGCUCCCACCAAGGCUGCGAAGCCCAUCACCGAGCCCCCCGCUCCUGUCGUCCGCGAUGUCGUCCCUGUUCAGCCAGUGUAUCCGCCAGGUGUUAAGGACCUUGACACUGAAGACCUCGAGGAUCCUCUUAUGGUUGCCGAGUAUGCGACGGAAAUUUUCGAGUACCUCCGCGACCUCGAGUGCAAAUCCGUGCCGAACCCCCAGUACAUGAGCCACCAGGAUGACCUCGAGUGGAAGACUCGCGGCAUUCUCAUCGACUGGCUCAUUGAGGUCCAUACUCGAUUCCAUUUGCUGCCCGAGACGCUGUUCCUUGCCGUCAACAUCAUCGAUCGUUUCUUGAGCGAAAAGGUCGUCCAGCUCGAUCGUCUUCAGCUUGUGGGUAUCACCGCAAUGUUUAUUGCCUCCAAGUACGAGGAGGUUCUCUCCCCUCACAUCGCCAAUUUCCGCCACGUCGCCGAUGAUGGCUUUACUGAAGCCGAGAUCCUUAGCGCUGAGCGGUUCAUCCUGUCGACACUCAACUACGACCUUAGCUACCCCAACCCCAUGAACUUUCUCCGCCGCAUCUCCAAGGCCGACAACUACGAUAUUCAGUCCCGCACCCUUGGCAAGUAUCUGAUGGAGAUCAGCCUGUUGGACCAUCGCUUUAUGCCUUACCGCCCCAGCCAUGUCGGUGCUGCUGCUAUGUACUUGGCACGACUGAUCCUGGACCGCGGAGAAUGGGACGAGACUAUCGCGUACUAUGCUGGCUAUACCGAGGAGGAGAUCGAGCCUGUUUUCCACCUCAUGGUCGACUAUCUGGCCCGUCCCGUCAUUCACGAAGCAUUCUUCAAGAAGUAUGCCAGCAAAAAGUUCCUCAAGGCAUCCAUCCUUACUCGGCAGUGGGCCAAGAAGAACGCUGUUCUCUAUGGCGUUGUUGACGCUGAGAUUCCUCUUGACCAGCUCAAGGACCGCCCUGUUGACCAGCUGCCUUAAGCUUGUCUGGGUGCAUCCUGCGUCCACGGGUUAGCAUUUGGGUUCUAACCUAUGCAAUAUCCUCAGGAUAGGCUGCGACGCGGUUGGAUCCCGCUGGCGUUUGACGACAAAUCAUGAAGUUAUAGAUGACGGUAUGCCUUUUGUCUCUGAAUUCAA
Neurospora tetraspora is the source of this 1918-nucleotide messenger RNA. RefSeq names its product G2/mitotic-specific cyclin-B. NCBI's taxonomy places the organism in Eukaryota, Fungi, Ascomycota, Sordariomycetes, Sordariales, Sordariaceae. Gene Ontology annotation, molecular function: cyclin-dependent protein serine/threonine kinase regulator activity. Gene Ontology annotation, cellular component: spindle pole body; cytoplasm; cyclin-dependent protein kinase holoenzyme complex. The coding region runs from base 221 to 1762 and encodes 513 amino acids. Gene Ontology annotation, biological process: mitotic cell cycle phase transition; regulation of cyclin-dependent protein serine/threonine kinase activity. The transcript has 4 exons. The record is from RefSeq and is a predicted model, not a curated record.